Molecule: messenger RNA, 201 nt
Organism: Parnassius apollo (apollo)
Lineage: Eukaryota; Metazoa; Arthropoda; Insecta; Lepidoptera; Papilionidae
Source: the annotation of a GenBank genome assembly
AUGGCUUACAACGGUAGUGGUGGUAAAAGACUGUGCACAGGAACCGAUCUCGACGUGGAAAGGAGUAAUGGCAGUACGUACAUGUCGGGCGAGCCGCGUCGCAAGCGCGAGCCGCCGGCGCGCCCCAACCACAUCCUGCUCUACACCAUCAUCAACCCGGCCUACCCCAUCACUGUGGUGAGUUACCUUUAUUGUUUUUAA